UACAGCACUAGUCUGGCUGGAUGUCUGACUCAGCCACACAGGUUAUUUGGGAAUAUAUUUUAAACGCAUGUUUUAACUAAACAGACCAUAUAAUGCUCGCUCGUUCCUCUUGCUUUGGACAACGCGCAUCUUGUAUUUUGGGCGGUUUGGGGAAGUGCGACAGGAGAUUUUAAGGUCUUUAUCAAGAAGAUGAACAAGGCUCUUGCUCUGGCAUUUGAUCAAUAGACUGGCAAUGUCUAUGUUAAUAUCUUUCUGACCACACCUGCUAAUGGACUGAGAGGUUACUUCAAUAAAGGUUUCAUUUCUAUAUGUGGACUAGUGCCAACGCUGCAGAAAAGCCCAUCGUCCCGAUUCCAGGUCACUGUGUCCCUGAAUUUGUGCUACCACUGUCCUGCACCCUCGCCCGUCUGUUCACCCCUUGCUUUAUGGGGCUGUUUUUGCUUCCUCUGACCCUGUUUUGUAUCUUGCCACAGACUGCUAGAAUUCGCUUCAAAUAAAUUUGUACUUUUUAUGUAUGGAUCAAAUCUAGAACUGCGCAAUAACGGCCUCUGCCCAACAUACGGUACUGUUGGAGUUUUAACCCUUGCAAGAAACCCAGCUGAAUGUCAGUAAGCUCUCAGGAUUUAACCCAAGAACUUUCCAAGUGAGUUCGCACUCAGGAUUUAAACCAAGAACUUAUAUCCAGGUCAGUUUUAAACAAGCAUCAAACAUCACAGAGCUCAUGUAAAGAACAAAUCAUGAGCUCUGACAGUUUCCAGUACCGUGCACUGUUUGAGUACAAGCAGGAGAGGGGUGACGAUAUCUCCCUGCAGCCUGGAGAUCUCCUCACAGUCAGUAAGAUGGCACUGCUGACAUCCGAUUACCAGGAGGGUGAUGAGAAGUGCCCAAAAGGCUGGCUGCAUGGCACCAAUGAACGCACAAAGGAGAAGGGCAAGUUCCCCGGCACCUUUGUGGAGUAUGUUGGGGUCGUGAGGAUAGGCCUUACUUCAGGGAAGCCCUGGCCGAGACCUGUACCACCAACACCUGUAGGGCCCCAGCCCCCAGGGGCCGCUGCUUCAGAGGGCCCCUGUGGAAAGGGAGAUGUUGUGGAGCAGUGCGCUCUGCCUGACCAGACCCCAGCCGUGGUGCUCAGGCUGUCGGAGGCUCUAGAGAGGCUGGACUGGGAGAAUGAGCCACUGUACCGGUCUGGCCAGACCUCCACUGGAUCCCCAGAAUUAUUGCAGGCUUUGGAAACAGACCCAGCAGCGGUGGACUUUGAGCAAUAUGAACUGUCCACAUUGGCUGAUACACUUAAGAGUUACAUUCAGGACUUGCCCUGCCUGCUCAUCCCAGCUGUAGUGUACAGUGAGCUGGUCUACACUGCUCAGGAAACCCAAGGCAUGGAGGAGUGUGGACAGCAGCUGAAAAGAAUCCUUGACUCUCCCAGUGUCCCUCAGGCUAACCACCAGCUCCUGGUUCAUCUGACCCGACACCUAAGUAAGGUGGCCCAAAGUGGGGGAGCAGCUCAGGCAAGCCCUAGGCUUCUGGCUCUGGCCUACAGCGAGGCCAUCUUCAAAAACAACCACUUCAGUGCGGAUGUAAACCCAGAACAUCAUGUAAAGAUUAUUGAGGCACUUAUCAUGGUUGGAGGCCUAGUGGAGAUACAAGCUGCUCCAGCUCUUCCUCCCAAGCCAACAAAACCCAUGACACCAGUAAAUGGCAACGGUGUGAAAGAAGCCGCCAGCGGCUCAUUGCAAGAAGCAGAAUGGUACUGGGGAGACAUAUCAAGGGAAGAGGUGAACGACAAACUUAGAGACAUGCCCGAUGGUACUUUCCUGGUACGGGACGCCUCGACCAAGAUGCAGGGAGAUUACACACUAACACUAAGGAAAGGUGGAAACAAUAAGCUAAUAAAGAUCUACCACCGGGAUGGGAAGUACGGUUUCUCAGACCCGCUCACGUUCAGCUCAGUGGUGGAGCUCAUCAGUCACUACAGGCAUGAGUCACUGGCCCAGUACAACACCAAACUGGACGUAAAGCUCAUGUAUCCCGUCUCCCGCUACCAGCAGGUAAAUGGGUUUAGAUUGAGGGCGGGGGUAUCACAUUUACAGCAAUCCCUUCCUUUCCUUUUACCUCUAUCAGCGCACCUCCUAAAUAAUUGCACACAUCCACAAUGUCGAGGAGCGCUUUGGUCGGCAACCUUGAUCUGUGGGUUGACAAAUCGUUCUCGUUUCUUUUUCAGGAUCAUGAUGAACUACGAGAAGCUCAAAUCCCGUCUUGGCGAGAUUCACGACAGUAAGACCCGGCUUGAACAGGACCUUAAAACACAGGCUCUGGACAACAGGGAGACGGACAAGAAAAUGAACAGCUUAAAGCCAGAUCUCAUUCAGCUCAGAAAGAUUAGAGAUCAGUACCUUGUCUGGCUCAAUCAUAAAGGUGUUCGACAGAAACGAAUAAACGAUUGGCUGGGGAUCAAAAACGAGAACACGGAUGAUGCCUACUUCGUCAGUGAGGAGGAUGAGAAUCUGCCACACUACGAUGAGAAGAGCUGGUUUGUGGGGGACCUAAACCGAACGCAGGCUGAGGACUUGCUACACGGCAAACCCGAAGGAGCCUUCCUCAUCCGCGAGAGCAGCAAGAAGGGCUGUUAUGCCUGCUCUGUUGUUGUGGACGGCGAGGUGAAGCACUGCGUCAUCUACAGCACACCCCGCGGCUACGGUUUCGCUGAGCCCUACAACUUGUACAGCACUCUGAAAGAAUUGGUCCUGCACUAUCACCAGACCUCACUGGUCCAGCACAACGACUCGCUCAACGUGCGGCUGGCGUACCCAGUGUAUGCACAGAUGCCCUCAGGCCCUCGGAGAUGAAGACUCGCCCCCCCAAAAAAAAAAAAAAAAAAA
This is a messenger RNA of Sinocyclocheilus rhinocerous, 2879 nucleotides long. RefSeq names its product phosphatidylinositol 3-kinase regulatory subunit gamma-like. Lineage: Eukaryota; Metazoa; Chordata; Actinopteri; Cypriniformes; Cyprinidae. Gene Ontology annotation, biological process: phosphatidylinositol phosphate biosynthetic process; insulin receptor signaling pathway. Gene Ontology annotation, molecular function: 1-phosphatidylinositol-3-kinase regulator activity; protein binding. Gene Ontology annotation, cellular component: phosphatidylinositol 3-kinase complex. The record is from RefSeq and is a predicted model, not a curated record. The transcript is spliced from 14 exons. Bases 738 to 2846 code for a protein of 702 amino acids.